GCGCCUCUCUCUCUCUCUCUCUCUCUCUCUCUCUCUCUCUCUCUCUCUCUCUGCUUUUCUUUUCCGCGCUCACACUGGAAAGCGGUAAGUUCCCUGUGUCAGUUCAGCAGCAGGACCUUAAGGGGAAAUGGCUCAGCGAAAGGUCGCCCUCGCGCUUGCAGGACUUUACGUCCUACUUUGUCAAGUCUGGGCCAAGUUGGAGGUCAGCAUGGAGGACAGGGUAGAGGUGUUCCUGGACGAUGUGGCAGAGAUCCCCUGCAUAUACAAAAUGAAUGGAUCUGUCAGUUCACCGACGAUACAGUGGUUUGUGAAAACAGUGGGUAGCAGCAAAGUGCUACUCUACAAGAAAAAUGAGAACGGAGAGAUUGUGGAUCGGGGCAUGGAUUUCUCCAGCAGGAUCAAUGUCUCUCACUCUCAGGAAGGCAUGAUGGGAAACUCCAUACUGACCAUCAAUGAUGUACGAACCACUGAUGAGCGAGAUUUCAUCUGCCAAGUGAACAUGGAGGGAAGCGUCGAAGAGGGACGCACUCAACUCAAAGUCUUCAAUGCUCCGUCUCAGGUCGUUAUUGAAGCAGAAACUUAUGCCUCGGUCGCAGAGACUCUGAGUAAGAUUGCAACCUGCGAGGUCGGUAAUGGUUACCCUAACCCCAAGAUCACAUGGUACAAAGACAGAGCUCCCUUAUACGCCUCAAAUGAUGCUUUAGUCGAUGUGAAGAACAGACUGACUAUGAAUCCGAACGGCUUGUUCUCGGUACAAAGUGAGCUCUACCUCACAGUAGUAAAGGAAGACAAAGACGCAUUUUUCUACUGCGAGGUCACCUACUUCGUUCCUGGCGCAGAGAAAAUGAUAGAAUCCCAAAUGGUCAACAUCACAAUCCACUAUCCAACCUCAGAAGUUAAAGUCUUCCAAGAUCCCCCGGAACAACUGGUUAAAGAAGGUGACCAAGUAGAACUAAGAUGUGAAGGAGACGGGAAUCCUCAGCCAGUCAAAACCUACAUGCACGACAACGUUCAAAUUCCUUUGUCACAUGAGGACAGGCUGGUCCUGCAUAACGUGACCCGACUAAAUAGCGGCUUAUACGAAUGCAGCUGUCUGGACACAAUAACUUAUGAAAGCAUCAUAGGCAAUAUGACCCUUAUGGUGCACUAUUUGGAUCCUGUUGUAAUCAUGACUGAGAAUCCAGAGAGCCUGGAUGAAGGACAGGAUCUGCUUCUGACCUGCAAUGCCCUUUCCUCUCUGUCCACAGAUGCGUUUUGGUACAAGGACGAUGUGCCUCUGGCUGAAGGCAAUGUGCUCCUGUUACACAACGCCUCCUUUGCCACAGCAGGGGCGUAUCGUUGUGAAGUUGUAACACGUGAGCUUCCUGAGUUAAAGAAGAGCAGCGUUGUGCACGUCAGUGUCCGAGGAAAGCCGAUGAUCACUGAGGGCGUGGCCGUGAUUACCCUGGAUACUGAAAAGUCCAUCAAUGUGAGCUGCCGUGCAACAGGACAUCCAACUCCCACCAUCCACUGGAGACUCUCCGAUCAACAAGCUCAGCUGGGAAGAUGGGACACCGAGACAGAGAACAGUGUCCUCAGCAUCAUUUCCAUCAGCACCACUUCUGACAUCACAGCGUUCUGUAGGGCCACCAAUGACCUGGGCACUACCGAAACCUCACGCCAAAUUCAAGCCACUGAAAUGAAACAAACAUCAACAACAACCACAACAACAACAACCACAACAACAACAUCAAAAACAACAACAACAACAACAACAAGUAAUACGACUGGUACGAUGGUGGCAGGAACAUCCAGCCCCAAAAAACUCAAAAAAGGGGGCAACGGAUACAUCAUUGCAAUCAUCAUCAUUUUCAUCUUGCUGCUGGCCGUCCUGGGCAGCGUGCUGUACUUCAUGUACAAGAAGGGCAAGAUCUCGUGCGGUCGCUCAGGGAAGCAAGAUCUCACUAAGGAAAAGGCCAGUAGCGAUGACAUCGUUGUGGAGAUAAAGAGCAGCAAAUCGGAGGAGGCAGUGCUUCUACAGGGAGUCAACGGCGAUAAAAAGUCGUCCAGGGACCAGUGAACGGAUAAUCAGAGUGGACGAGCCGCUCGCAGUCUCCGCGUUACUGCGCUCUCUCAGGACGAGUCCCGGAGCGUUCCCCCUACAGGACUACAUCGUUUAAUCUGGAACACCAUCCUGUAUCAGAUCCACACACUCAUUUCUGUCUUCACAUAUUAUUUGCAGGUUUUUCCUUUUCUUUUCCCUUUUCCCUCUUUAAACAGGCCUCAUUGUCCAUUAAGAUUAAGAACAGUCUGCUCUCUAGCUUCUACAUCAUGUAUAUAAGAAAUAAAUGUACAUAUGUAGUUAUUUAAAAUCAAUCGUUCUUUGUGACCGAACGACGUCCUUCAAGCGUUUCGGGUGACGGACCUCGGUCAAAGGGUCCCGUAUGAAGUGUCCGAGUGCUCUCCGUUGUUCGCUUUGUCUGUCGCUCUCUCACUGCUGCCUCACUGUAGUCUGUGCACUGAAACUCGAAGCUGCCUCUCACUGCUGCGCUGACCAGAUGACCACUGUAAACGCUUCACCUGCUGCCUCCAGCAUCACUGAGAAACAAAUCUAUCAAAAGUAUUUUUUUUAAAAAUAUAGUCUUUGUUUAAAAGAUGUACAAGGUUUACGCUCGAAGACAAAACUCUGUAUAUACUAUAAGCGUAAUCUGACCCGCCGAGUGGACAGGUAUACACGCGGUCCACUUUAUUAGGAAUGCCUGCACAGUUCAUCUUAAAGUCACACAGAGAUCAGACUUUUUCUUCAUUCUGAGGUCUGAUGAGCGCUUGACCUGUACCUGCAUGCACUGUACUGCUGCCACAUGACUUGUGCGAAUUGCAUAAAUUGAAUUAAACGAAUUGCAGUUGUUCCUAAUAAAACGGACGGUGUGUAUAUGAAUUCAGCAUUUAAUUACUAAGCUGAGGCCCUUAUCGUUACUUUCUGGUGUUUAUGAGCUGCUGUUGGUUUGUUUUUGUUUUGUUUGUUUUUAAUACUGCAUUAUAUAUAAAUGAGGAAUCUGCAGUGCAUUUAAGAAUUCGGAAGGUUUCAUAACUUUUCUUAUUUUCUAUUCGAAAUCAAGUAAAAGGGCACAACUAGGAUUAUUCAAGCACACUUUAUUCUCUACCCAAAGGCACAACAUAUUACAAAUACCAGUUUUGUAAACGCAAGCUAAUCAGCGGCACGUGCAAAUACUAGCGUUAAACGCCAGGUCUCAUUUUUUAUUUUAUUUUUUUUAUUUCUAUGAAUGUCAAGUUCAUUCGUGCCUUAUUUUUACUGAAAUGAUAUCUGACCCCACCCCCUUCCCCCUCCUCACUCAGCUGAUUAAAACAUUGUCCUUGAGAAAAACAAAAAAACAAAAACCCUGUUUCCUUUCUGUUCAUUGGUCACUGAAAUAAAGUCUGGCUGAAAACCAAACCGUCCGGAGGAGAAACCUUGAGAUUAAAAAAAAAAAAAAAAAGAAAAACUGGGGAUUAUAGCUUUUAAUGCAAAACAUACGAUCGACUCCUGUAUUCUUUCAAAAUGGCUUUAAUCACAUAGAAAUUCAAAAUCUGUGACGGUUUUAUUAUGAAGGAGGGAUCUCUGGGUUGGAGUACAUCAACAUUAAUAAAUAUUCAUUAGUCUUUCUUUCUUUCUUGACCAAAGGAAACACACCAGCGGUCAGGAGAGGGAACGUGUCCUAUAAGCAUUCGCACUAAAAUGCAUUCCAGUUUUCACAGCGAGGUCUCGUGCACCUCCUGCUCGCGAGUUUCAACCAAGUUUAGUUCGAACUAACUACGGAACAUUAUCGUCUCUAAACCUGCGGCUCUGUUGGCCAACACUGCGUGUAUUUAAGUACGUAAUCGUACAUAACAACCACGUCUGUAUUUCAUACAAUAUAUCCAAACUUAUUUGGCUUUGACCUGAAGAAAAUCCAACAACAACAACAACAAAAAC
This is a messenger RNA of Hemibagrus wyckioides, 3952 nucleotides long. RefSeq names its product melanoma cell adhesion molecule b (gene mcamb). Bases 128 to 2059 code for a protein of 643 amino acids. Lineage: Eukaryota; Metazoa; Chordata; Actinopteri; Siluriformes; Bagridae. The transcript has 17 exons. The record is from RefSeq and is a predicted model, not a curated record.